UUCUCACAACAAUGUUAGUCGAAAGAGUACCGACCGCACUUGUUUGUUGCAAAUUCAAGCGAUACCUUGAAGCGCCUACAUUUGUAAGAGGGCUUUAAAACAGUUCCGUUCUGUACGCCAACAAAUGCACAACUCGAAGUGUGAAAUAUUUUAUUUAAAUUUGCAAAUUAUUUAUAAAAUUUUGAUCAAUUUUCAAAGAUUGUCUUUUUAUUGAUUGGCAUCGGUGUGUGUGUAUACGAGUACAUCCAUACAUUUUAAUCUUAUGUAUGUACAUACGUAUAAAAGGAAGGAAAUAACGAAGUUAUAAAAAAUUCAAAUGAAAAUAUCAAAUAUUAAUAUAAGUUAAAUCAAGUCACAAUGAGUAUGGAUAAUGGUGUUGUCAAUAUUGAGAUGUCCCGAAAAAUUGAUGAAGGAAGUAAAAAAAUCAAGAAGAAUGACGCAAUUGAACGCCCUAACUGGUCAAACGGAUUAGAGUUUCUCAUGUCAUGCAUCUCAAUGUCUGUUGGACUUGGGAAUGUAUGGCGAUUUCCCUUUACAGCUUAUGAAAAUGGUGGAGGAGCUUUUUUGAUACCAUAUAUCAUCGUUCUCUUCAUAAUAGGAAAGCCAAUGUAUUAUCUCGAAAUGGUUUUGGGUCAGUUCUCGAGUAAGGGUUCCGUGAAAAUAUGGAGUAUUUGCCCCUCUUUCUUAGGUAUAGGAUAUGGUCAAGCGUUCGCUACAAUUUGCAUUAUUACUUACUACUCAUCUCUUCUGGCAUUGACAUUGUAUUACCUGGUGGUUUCUUGCCAGUCCGUGCUUCCUUGGACAUAUUGUAGACCUGAAUGGGGUAGUAAUUGUGUUAAUUCUAAUCCGACAGAAAGUGUGAGUGAUAUCGAUAUUGAAAACCAAUCAAUGCAGCUACAAAGCAGUUCUGAGUUAUACUUUUUAAAAGAAGUUAUAAAAGAAAAGGAAAGCAUUUCGGAUGGACUAGGGAUGCCAGAAUGGAAAUUAACUUUAACGCUUUUCGUGUCAUGGUUUGUAAUUUUCUUGGUUAUCAUGAAAGGCGUAAAGAGUUCCGGUAAAGCGGCUUAUUUUUUGGCACUGUUUCCUUACGUAAUACUCGUCGCAUUACUCAUUCGUGCAGUUACACUGGAGGGAGCAGCAAAAGGAAUAAUGUUUUUCUUAGAACCCAAUUGGCAUGAACUCCUUAACCCAAAGGUUUGGAAGGAGGCUGUGGUACAAUGCUUUUUCUCUCUGGCAGUUGGACUUGGUCCAAUCGUUAUGUUUUCUUCUUAUAAUCGUUUCGAUCACAGCAUUUAUAGAGAUGCUAUGAUAGUUACAACAUUAGAUACGUUCACAAGUUUGCUGGCUGGUGUAUCUAUUUUUGGCAUUCUUGGAAAUUUGGCGCAUAAUCUCCAAAUUACAGACAUCAAGGAAGUUGUCAAAAGUGGUACUGGUCUGGCCUUCAUUUCUUAUCCGGAUGCUAUUGCAAAAUUUCAAGCUGUUCCACAGAUUUUCGCCAUUCUUUUCUUUUUCAUGCUGUUUGUAUUAGGAGUUGGAUCCAUUGUAGCACUACACUGUACUAUUGUCACUAUAAUAUGCGAUCAAUUUAAAUCGCUUCGAUACUGGAAAGUAGCUCUAUUAACUUGCAUAUGUGGAUUUCUCGCGAGCAUAAUCUACGUUACACCGGGAGGUCAAUGGAUAUUAAAUUUAGUCGACUUUUAUGGUGGGACGUUUGUUAUUUUUGGCUUAGCCAUUUUAGAAACGAUUAGCAUUUCAUGGAUAUAUGGCAUAAACAAUUUUUGUGAUGAUAUCCAAUUUAUGACGAAGCGUGAAGUUUCUUUGUACUGGCGAGUGUGUUGGGCAUUUCUAACUCCAUUAUCAAUGAUAGUAAUUUUCGUAUACUCGCUGUCAACGAUUGAGUCGUUGACAUACAGUGGCAAUCUGUAUCCAGACUCUGCAAAUAUUUCGGGAUGGAUUCUAUUUACAAUUGGGAUGGCUCAAUUUCCUCUCUGGGCUAUAUGGAAUAUUUCUACUAAUACGAAUGGAGGCAUAUGGGAUUCAAUUUGUUCAUCUAUCAGAUCAAGUCCGAAAUGGGGUCCUUCUAAAGAAAACGAUAAAAGGGAGUGGAUUGCAUUCAAAGCAAAAUGUGCACAAGAGAGAGCGAAUCGCAAUGAAAGCGGGAAAAUAAAACAGUUAUGCCAAAAAAUUCAGAAUUUAAUUAGGUGCUCAUAAUAAACACGUUAAGAUAUUGAACAAUAUUUGUUCAACGCUA
Zeugodacus cucurbitae (melon fly) is the source of this 2251-nucleotide messenger RNA. It is a transcript of the gene NAAT1, whose product is annotated as sodium-dependent nutrient amino acid transporter 1. The transcript is spliced from 11 exons. Bases 358 to 2211 code for a protein of 617 amino acids. Lineage: Eukaryota; Metazoa; Arthropoda; Insecta; Diptera; Tephritidae. The record is from RefSeq and is a predicted model, not a curated record. Gene Ontology annotation, cellular component: membrane. Gene Ontology annotation, biological process: sodium ion transmembrane transport. Gene Ontology annotation, molecular function: L-amino acid transmembrane transporter activity.